This is a messenger RNA of Brienomyrus brachyistius, 4650 nucleotides long. RefSeq lists its product as uncharacterized. Gene Ontology annotation, molecular function: calcium ion binding. Bases 42 to 2588 code for a protein of 848 amino acids. NCBI's taxonomy places the organism in Eukaryota, Metazoa, Chordata, Actinopteri, Osteoglossiformes, Mormyridae. The transcript has 15 exons. The record is from RefSeq and is a predicted model, not a curated record.
GAGAGAAGGGGAGGCCGAAAGAAAGUAAGAGAAGAGGAAAUAUGGGAACGGAGGCGAGGAGUGGCAGGCUGCCGGGGAGAUGCCGCUGGGAGUCGAGUCCUGCGGGUGGAAGUAUGAGGAGAAUGUUAAGGAAGCAGAGGACUUGUGACCAGCAUCACCCAGCAGAGGGACGGGGCCGAACCCGGGGUCCGGCUGGCCCCCAUGGCCGGGCCAGAACCGUUCCUCCCUCUUAUCUCUCCUUCGUUACUAAGGCCAUCCUGUGGGACAGAGGAUUUUAUCGCCACACGGACCUUCCUCCAGCAGACAGGCCGCCAUGUCCAUGCCCUCGCUUCCUGGCCCACAUGAAGGCCUGUCCUGCAUACGUCAGACCACCCCGUUUCCUGAGCUCUUACCCCAGAAUGGAUUCUAACCAUCUGAGCUGCGCGCCGGUGGAUAGCGCCCCGAGGGUGCCUCGGACCCAUGACCACGCAAACCCCCAGUUCGUCUUGUGGCUCCAGUCCACCAACAGGGGGCAAUGUGCUGACGCCGUGCCCUUCGUUCCAUCCCCCCCCGCUCCCAAGAGACCAUUUCCUGAGGUCCCUAACUUGCCAGAGGACGUCUCUCACACCACAGCUGUGAGUCUGAAGACUGCCCUGCUCCCCCCACUGCCAUCUGUCCCAGCAUCUCCCUGCACUACAACUCCUCAACCAGAGGAGGUGGAAGGGGGAGCAAAGAGCGGCAGAGCUUUCCGGACUCCCCCAAGCCUAGAGCGUGAGGACACCUUUACUGCGAUCUCUGGUGGACCAGACACCUGCAUGAUCUCCCGGUCCGACUUCAGCCAGCCUGGAUCCAGUCAGUUCAGCCGCAGUACCAGUUUGUCCAGUAGGGGGAGUAGUGUCUUAUCCGGUGUGAGUAAAGACGAGGAAGCGGAUAACGUAAAUCUGUCCCAACUGCUCUCACAGUCGCCCUCCAGUACGCCUGCAGGUCCUGCCCUCCCACCUUUAGAAAUCAACAGCAAAUCACCUCCGGUCAUGAUGCUUGGUCUCCGUGAUGGGGAACCUACAUCCCCGCCCUGGCACGAACCUGAGUUCUGCAUGGAUGGAGGUGUCAGCCUCACCCCACAAUCUUCUCAAACCAUAUCUGGUCCAAAGUGGGCAUUCCUGCCUUCCAAGAAGAUCUGGCAAGAUUCUGUGUCUCCUCGCUGGCCUGUUCUGCCCCCAAUAUCUCCAUUCAGAGAUGGCAGAAAGGUCAGGGGGUCCCCUUCCUCCAGCCUAAGCCCCGCCCACUCGGACGACUUCGACGAGCUGGACGCCCUCGCCCCACACACCGGAUCCGUUCUGUCCCAGGAGCUGUCAGGGGAUGAUCCAGACCACAGUUCAUCUGCUGGAGAGCUGUCGCAGCUGGCAGCCUCCCUGGCUUUGGGCUGUGACUCGAGCGAUUCAGCCUCCCUGUCCCACAUACGGCUCCUACUCCUGGACCGACACCCUUCCAUGGGGUCCAUCUCCCCCCCGGCACCAGAGCAGGCAUCGCAGAAUAACGAUGGCGAGGGACUGGAGACGGCUGACGGGACCCAAAGUGCUCUCGGAUUAUUCCACAGGGCCAUAGGAUCCAGUGCAGCGACAGCCUCCAGCACGGCAGAUGAGGGGCGGGGUCAGAGUGGGCCGGGUCAGAGUGGGCGGGGUCAGAGUGGGCGGAGUCAGAGCAGGCAGAUCCAGAACAAGGAGGGAGCCCGUUCUCCAUGCUCCAGGCUGCCUCUGUCUGGAUAUUCCCGGAAUCGAGGUUCUGCCUGCAAGUCCACAGCCCUCUUUGAGGGGAAGGAACUCCACCACGGAAAUGGGGAUCUGGGGAAUGGUACUGGAGCCUGGUGCCUGGCCAGGAGGACAACUUGGGCGGCACAUGGCCCGGAUCAGGAAGCCUGGGACCAAGCCGGGACCAACAGGGCUAUGUACAUCUACUCCAGGCUCCAGGAAGCUGGGACGACUAAACCCAAGCCUGAACACUGCCAGGGCCCAUCCAGAUUUGAGGACUUUGAGUUCUUGGCAAAAUACUGCAUUUUCAGCCAGGAGAAGCUGGCGACUUACAAAAGGGUCUUUGAGUCGGUUGACGGCGAUGGUGACGGCUACCUCACCUGCGUCCAGGUGCUCCUGGCUCUGAAGGAGGUCGUCCCUCCGGAGGUGCUGUCUGAAGAGGAGGAGAUCUAUGUGUGCCGGAUCCUGGAGCUGGUGGACUUCCGAGUGGCAGAUGGGCUGACUGACAUCAAGCUCUUCGCUGUGAUCGCCAGUCUGGCACAGAAAGUGGCUGCCCUGGAUGACUUCAUGCGCUCUCUGAUCGGCGAGCUGGACUUCAAGGCCCUGGAGCUGAAGCUGAGCAAAGCCAAGCAGCUCUUUCUGUUCCUGGUGGAGGCCCAGGGCGGAAGCAUCAGUGUGGACCAGCUGCUGGUGGAGCUGAAGGCUGGUGGGAUUAGCCAGGACCACGAGGAGGCCGUCAGGGCGGAACUCCGCCACGUCCACUCCUUCGACCUGCUCGACUUCCUGGCCCACCUCCCACUUUUUGUCCUCAUACACAAUUCAGUUGUUUCAAAUCCACUAGAUGAGUCCAGAAACCUUUAACCUCCCAUGACGGACAACUUCAGUCAAGUCCCUGAAAACCUCAGCAAUGGUCAUGGAUUCUCCUGUUAGUUGACGAUGAAAUAACGAUGAACCCUCUAGAACGUAGGACGUAUUGGACAUGAGGUCAACUUACAGGAUAAAUCUCCCUGAAAUGUUGCUAAUCUGAUUAAGUUCAUCCAGAGACACUGCGCAUCACGCGUGAAUGGAGGCCUUCCCCACUUAACGAUGUCACCUUCUGACAUUACCAGAGGAAACACUCUAAUUUGCAUUGAAGGCCUGCAGAGAAUAAAGCUCAUGCUUCUACCAAUCUGCUCUCAAAACUCAAAGUCAACUCUAACUCUUACUAUAUCUCCAUUAUAGGGUAACAACCUCUGCUUUCGUCCAACAAAAUGCGAGAGACCAACACAGAUCAACAAUGAAAUCAUGCAAAUGCUAUUUUUAUUAUUAUGAAGAAGUCAUUCAUUUUCAUAAAUUACUAUUAAAGUAACCUCCCGGAUAUAAUGGAUUUAUUAUUUCACUUAUUGUGUAAUUGUUUCCUAACAUUCAACAUGUUACCAGGCAAGAUCAGUCAGAUUUUGCUUAAUAAUUAUGGCAGCUAGAAUCCACAUGACCUAGUACAGAAUACAUUCCCUUAGCAACGGUCUGCAGCCAGUUCAUACCCUCACACUUCUGCAAAUAAUGGAGAAGUGUGACGUCCAGGACAGAGCAGCUCCUUACAGUUCGUUGAGUUUCAUCGAUGCCUAAAUUAAAAAGUGAUAAUAAUUCAUUGUCGUUGUCCAGAGACGCUGAAAAUGGACCAAAAUGUAUAAGGUGGACUAGGAUCACGCACGCAAUUGCAAUUUUUAUUUCUAUUCCAAGAGGCAGAGAAGGUGGGCGAAUUCACAGUCACUUCCUUAACAUGGUCAAUGCAACAAAAACAAAGCUCUAAUGUGGAGACCCCCCGCAGCCAAACUUCACAAGAGAGUUACUGUAGGUUGCUAAUGAUCCCAAAGAUCAGAAUUACAAUGCUUCUUCAAUGAUUUCACUGUUUCGGUGUUUGUUGAGAGGGCAUGAAAGCCCUGUUCUCUGGCUGUUGUCAGGUAUGCCUUAGCAACUGUUUAGAUUUUCUUCUGUAAGAAAAACAUAAUAGAUUUUUGUCAAGAAAGGUCCUAUUUGGCAAUAAAUAAUUCAAAGGGUAUUUCUUCUGUGGAAUUGCAAAGCAGGUCUUUUGACUUAUUUUUAAUGUUCCACAAAUCGAGGGCCGCUGUAUUUGCAAUGGAGCUCAGAAUGGAUGAAUUAAUUCCAUUGUUUGUAAUGAUUUAUAAAGACAGUAAAUUUAGUCUGAAUUAACUGGAAAGAGGGUCAUGGUCAUGUUUCCAAACUCUUUGAAUUGUAAUGAUUACACAAGUGACUAUAAAGGCAAAAAGAGUAUUAUGGGAUUAUGAAAGAUAUACAGGACGUUAUCGCUCGUACGUUUUAUGAGUUUGCAGUCUGGCGGGCCCUGUGCUCUGCCCUGUCGUCCACUACUUUUGCAUGAGGUAGAUAAAGAUUAUCUGCACUUGUCGAUUUCUGCAAAUAGCAUUAAUGCCAUUAGCAAUUCUGAAAAUGCUGUGUGACUGUAGUCUGGAUAGACGUUUAGUUUUUUCCUAGAUUGUGGAAUAUAUAUUUUUUUGCAGCGGUGCAGGUCUCACUGCUGAGCAUUGCACUUCUUGGUGAGAUAACAAUUUAGCUGUCUGUUACCAAGGCCGCUGUCUGCGUUCCCCUGGCAACAGCCUGGCAAAUUUGCAGCAAGGAAUGUGCAUUUAUACCGAUGCGUGCGGAUCGUCAUUAUGGCCCCCAAAUUUGCACCACAGCUCGUUAAUCACGGGCCAGGAUAGGCAGGCAAUCAGCGCCUGAAUGCAGUGCGAGGAAAAUAAAGCCAGUUAAAUCAUGUUUAACAUUCAGACUCUGCCCGUAGAGAUAGGAGAAAUGAACAAAAACGGCUCUUAAAAAAAAAGAAUAAAAGUUCCACUUAUCUUUGAUUUGCAUUCAGCCAGCCUGAAUGCUCCUUAAGCCUGUCAUUACAUUCAUUUGGUGCGAGAGC